Messenger RNA from Vidua macroura (Pin-tailed whydah), 3266 nucleotides. RefSeq names its product basonuclin 2 (gene BNC2). Gene Ontology annotation, cellular component: nucleus. The transcript is spliced from 5 exons. Lineage: Eukaryota; Metazoa; Chordata; Aves; Passeriformes; Viduidae. The coding region runs from base 16 to 3078 and encodes 1020 amino acids. The record is from RefSeq and is a predicted model, not a curated record. Gene Ontology annotation, biological process: regulation of DNA-templated transcription.
UGCACUGACAACUCCAUGCAGUUCGGAACAAGAACGGCAGCGACCGACUCUGGUUUCAUGGGGACAUGGCAGAACACUGACACUAACCUCUUAUUCAGAAUGUCCCAACAGGCCAUCCGCUGUACACUGGUAAAUUGCACAUGUGAAUGUUUUCAGCCAGGGAAGAUUAACCUGCGUACCUGCGAUCAGUGCAAACAUGGCUGGGUGGCACAUGCCUUGGACAAACUUAGUACUCAGCACCUCUACCACCCAACCCAAGUGGAGAUUGUGCAGUCCAAUGUUGUGUUUGACAUCAGCAGUCUGAUGCUGUACGGUACUCAGGCUGUGCCUGUGAGACUGAAGAUACUGCUUGACCGACUCUUUAGUGUACUGAAGCAAGAGGAGGUGUUGCAUAUUCUACAUGGCUUAGGCUGGACACUGCGAGACUAUGUUCGAGGCUACAUUCUUCAGGAUGCUGCAGGCAAGGUGCUGGACCGCUGGGCCAUCAUGUCCAGGGAAGAAGAGAUCAUUACCCUUCAGCAGUUCCUGAGAUUUGGAGAAACGAAAUCUAUCGUGGAGCUGAUGGCAAUUCAAGAAAAAGAAGGGCAGGCUGUGGCUGUGCCAUCUUCAAAGACAGAUUCAGAUAUAAGGACUUUUAUUGAAAGCAAUAAUCGCACCAGGAGCCCAAGUCUCCUUGCUCACCUGGAGAAUAGCAACCCUUCCAGCAUUCAUCAUUUUGAAAACAUCCCAAAUAGCCUUGCAUUCCUGCUUCCAUUCCAGUACAUAAAUCCAGUCUCUGCUCCACUGCUGGGGCUGCCUCCAAAUGGUCUCCUGCUGGAACAGCCAGCAAUGAGGCUCCGUGAACCAAGCCUUACGACCCAAAAUGAAUAUAAUGAGAGCAGUGAAUCUGAAGUUUCCCCUACACCUUUCAAGAAUGAGCAAGCAUCCAGCAGGAAUGCUUUGACCAGCAUCACAAAUGUGGAGCCCAAAACUGAGCCAGCCUGUGUCUCUCCUGUUCAAACACCUACGCCAGUCAAUGAUUUAUCGAAAACGGAACACACAAAAAGCUCAUUCCGAAUUCACAGAAUGAGGAGAAUGGGGUCAGCCUCCAGGAAAGGAAGAGUGUUUUGCAAUGCAUGUGGCAAAACUUUCUAUGACAAAGGUACUCUUAAAAUCCACUACAAUGCUGUGCACCUGAAAAUCAAGCAUCGAUGCACUAUUGAAGGCUGCAAUAUGGUCUUCAGCUCUCUCAGAAGCCGCAAUCGCCACAGUGCUAACCCAAAUCCCCGCCUCCACAUGCCUAUGCUAAGGAAUAACCGUGACAAAGAUCUAAUUCGUGCUACAUCAGGUGCUGCCACUCCUGUUAUAGCAAGUACAAAAUCCAACCUAACUUUAACAAGCCCUGGGCGUCCACCGAUGGGGUUUACCACUCCCCCUCUAGACCCAGUACUACAGAACCCUCUUCCCAGUCAGCUGGUCUUCCCAGCUUUAAAGACUGUCCAACCUGUUCCUCCUUUUUACAGAAAUUUACUUACUCCUGGAGAGAUGGUGAGUCCUCCAACCUCACUCCCAACCAGUCCCAUAAUACCAGCUGUGAGUGGCAUGGAGCAGCAUCCCCCUCCUCCUUCAGAGUCAUCAGUACCUUCAGUGUUAAUGCCCACCCCAGAGCCCAGUGCAGACCUUGCUCCCAAGAAGAAGCCAAGGAAGUCAAGCAUGCCAGUUAAAAUUGAAAAGGAAGUUAUUGACACUGCUGAUGAGUUUGAUGAUGAAGACGAAGAGGUGAAUGACAGGAGCACGAUGGUGAAUGACAUUGGUCAUGACAAUCACUGCCAUUCUCAGGAGGAAAUGAGCCCAGGCCUGUCUGUUAAAGACUUUUCCAAAAGUGACAGAAGUAGAUGUAUGUCCAGACCAGACAUAAGAAGGGCAGACAGCAUGACAUCAGAAGACCAGGAGCAUGAGAGAGACUAUGAAAAUGAGUCAGAGUCAUCAGAGCCCAAAUUGUGUGAAGAAUCCUUGGAAGGCGAUGAUCGCCUUCAUGAACCUGGUGAAAAAUCUAUGAUGCACAGUGACCGACCAGAUGAAAACCACAAUGACUCUUCCAACCAGGAUGUCAUUAAGGUGAAGGAAGAGUAUACAGACCCUACAUAUGAUAUGUUCUAUAUGAGCCAAUAUGGACUGUACAAUGGAGGCAGUGCCAGUAUGGCUGCUCUUCAUGAAAGUUUUGCUUCUACAUUCAACUACAGCAGCCCUCAGAAGUUCUCCCCAGAAGGUGAAAUGUGCUCCAGCCCAGACCCCAAGAUCUGCUAUGUUUGCAAGAAAAGUUUCAAGAGUUCCUACAGUGUGAAGCUUCACUACCGAAAUGUUCAUUUAAAAGAGAUGCAUGUCUGCACAGUGGCUGGCUGUAACGCUGCGUUCCCAUCACGAAGAAGCAGAGACAGACACAGUGCUAACAUAAACCUGCACCGUAAACUGUUGACCAAAGAACUGGAUGACAUGGGCUUGGACACUUCACAGCCUUCUCUUAGUAAGGACCUCCGCGAUGAAUUUUUGGUGAAGAUAUAUGGCGCUCAGCAUCAGAUGGGGCUUGACAUAAGGGAAGACACCUCCUCGCCUGCUGGCACUGAGGAUUCCCAUAUGAAUGGGUACGGCAGGGGCAUGGCAGAAGACUAUAUGGUGCUAGACCUGAGCACCACCUCCAGCAUCCAGUCCAGCAGCAGUAUCCAUUCCUCAAGAGAAUCUGAUGCAGGAAGUGAUGAGGGUAUUCUCCUGGACGACGUCGAUGGGGCAAGUGACAGCGGGGAAUCUGCCCACAAAGCAGAUGUCCCUGCCUUAGCUGUAGGUAUGGGCACCGAUGUCCCAGGAUCCCUCAUGUUCAACAGUGUUUCGGUGAGCAACGGUGGGAUAAUGUGUAACAUUUGCCACAAGAUGUACAGCAACAAGGGAACCCUCAGAGUGCACUACAAAACAGUGCACUUACGAGAAAUGCACAAGUGCAAAGUCCCUGGGUGCAACAUGAUGUUCUCCUCUGUCCGUAGCCGAAACCGGCACAGCCAGAACCCCAAUCUGCAUAAAAACAUUCCUUUUACUUCAGUAGAUUAGGUCAAGGAUGGACAAAGCUUAAUGCCAGCUCUCAGAGAGGGCCCACUACAUCUGAACUGCCAUAUACAGUCUCCCUUUAUAUAUAUAUAUAUGUAUAUAUAUAUAUGUAUAUAUAUAUACACACACGUAAAUAUACAUAUAUAUAUAUAAUUUUUUCUUUUCUUUUUUAGCAAAAGAAAGAAACACCA